UAUCGAAUAUCUGUACCUGCCACUGCUCGCUUUGUUUGGAAUUUUUGUUCUCUGUUUCUUUUUUUAAUUUUCUACACUAUCGCAGCAUUUACUAUGUCUUCAUUUGCACCGUCUACCAAGAAAGCAAAGAUUGCAAGCAGUGAACCCACAGACGUGGAUUAUUUUAAAGGUAUACCUAAAAUUGAGUUCAAACCAGACGCUGGUGCAACAGAUGUGUUGUGCUUCAAGCAUUACAAUGCCAAGGAAGUUAUCAAUGGAAAGACUAUGGAGGAAUGGCUGAGGUUUUCAGUCUGUUAUUGGCACACAUUUAGAGGAACAGGUGCAGAUCCAUUUGGUUUCCCUACUCUAACUCGUCCAUGGGAGGAUGGAACCAACAGCAUGGAAAAUGCUAAAAGGAGGCUGAGAGUAGCUUUUGAAUUCUUCAGUAAACUAGGGGUUCCAUACUGGACAUUUCAUGACAGGGACAUUGCUCCUGAAGGUGAAACAUUGGCAGAAACAAAUGCUAAUUUAGAUGAAAUCACAGAUCUUGCUCUGGAACUGCAGAAUAAAACAGGGGUCAAGUUGCUAUGGGCAACUUGUAACUUAUUUGCUCACACAAGGUACAUGAAUGGAGCUGCCACCAAUCCAGAUGCUCAUGUCUUUGCUUAUGCUGCAGCACAAGUGAAAAAAGGACUUGAAAUUGCUAAGAAAUUAGGAGCAGAAAACUUUGUGUUCUGGGGAGGACGAGAAGGAUAUCAUACGCUGCUCAAUACAGAUGUCAAACGUGAACUGGAUCACAUGGCCAACUUCUUUCGCAUGGUGAUAGCGUACAAGAAGAAAAUUGGAUUUACUGGACAACUGUUGAUUGAACCAAAGCCCAAAGAACCAACAAAACACCAGUACGAUUAUGAUGCCCAAACUGUCAUUGGUUUUUUGAAGACUUAUGGCUUGGACAACGAUUUCAAGCUGAACAUCGAACCUAACCACACAACAUUAGCAGGUCACAGCUACGAACACGAUAUAGUCGUGGCUUCCAAAUAUGGUUUGCUUGGAUCUAUUGAUUCCAAUACUGGAUCACCUGACCUUGGAUGGGACACCGACCAGUUUCCAAUGGACGUCAAGAACUGUACAUUCGUCAUGAAGGCUGUAAUCGAACAAAAUGGACUGGCUCCUGGCGGAUUGAAUUUUGACUGUAAAGUACGACGAGAAUCAACUGAUGUUGAAGAUAUGUUUAUUGCUCACAUUGGGGCAAUGGAUGCAUUUGCUCGAGGCCUCAAGUCAGCCAUGAAGUUGAUCGAAGAAGGAAAACUGAGCUCACUUGUUAAGGAACAUUAUUCAUCGUUUGAUGACGGUAUUGGAGUCAAGAUUGAGAAAGGGUUGACGUCACUAGAAGAGCUAGAGAGCUACAUCAUGGAAAAUGGAGACCCUGAACUGAUCUCAGGAAAACAAGAAAAAUGUGAAGCCAUCUUGAACUUCUACGUGUAAAACUGAUCACUGAGAGGAUCACCGAUAGAUAAACUAUAGAUGAACAAAUGAAUAUUAGACGCCCAUGGGUAAACCACUAAUUAGUUUGGCCAAGGGACCAAAAGAGACCAAAAGACUCUGUCCUUCUCGACCAAAUAUUUUUUUAUUUUGGUAAAUAUUUACUGACUAGAAAAAUAGCCCAAAGGUUAAUCAUAGAAAUUGCACGAUAUUUUCUUGCCACUUUGCUUCACAGCCUGUCAUGGUAUAAUUUUUAUAAAUAAAGCGAUACCUGAUUUUAUCAUA
Actinia tenebrosa (Australian red waratah sea anemone) is the source of this 1746-nucleotide messenger RNA. RefSeq lists its product as uncharacterized. Gene Ontology annotation, molecular function: xylose isomerase activity. NCBI's taxonomy places the organism in Eukaryota, Metazoa, Cnidaria, Anthozoa, Actiniaria, Actiniidae. The record is from RefSeq and is a predicted model, not a curated record. Gene Ontology annotation, biological process: carbohydrate metabolic process.